CAUGUAGUCUGGUCUUUAGAGAUAUUUUCCACUUGGCUGAGCGCCAAGGAACACAACACAGCCAGAAAGUGUUUGGGUGUGGGGUGUGUACAAAACUAUUUUAUUUCAGUGCAAAUCUCCAAAAACACCAGAAGCAGCACAUGGGAGAUAUACCCUUUAGAAGCAGUGUGGACAGGGCUUCCCUUAUGAAGAGCUGCAGAUUCCCUAUGUCAGGGAAGACCUUUAUCCAUGAGGAAGUUGAGAAGGACUUCCUGGACAGCUCUGGAUAUCUCCAGGAACAGGCCACUCACACCACGGAGAAGCCAAACAAAAUCACCCAGUGCGGGGAUACUUUACAAAGCAGAAAAAAUCAUGACACCUGGGAAGAAUGCAAGAAACCCUUCAGCCCCAAAAACACACUUGUUCAGGACCAGGGUGUCCAUACUAGAAGACACUGUUACAUGUGCCGUGAAUGUGGGAAAAUAUUUAGGUACAAAUCCUCAUUUGUUGUUCACCGGAGAGUCCACACUGGAAGAAGGCUUCAUGUGUGUGGAGAAUGUGGCAAGUCUUUUAGGCAAAGCUCAGCCUUCAGUCAGCAUCAAAAAAUUCAUUCUGGAGCAAGGCAGUGCAAGUGCAGCAAAUGUGGACGAUCCUUUAACCAAAAAUCUCUCCUUAUUUAUCCCUGGAGAACUCACACUGGAGAAAAUUAUUACUUGUGCAGUGAAUGUGCACAGUCUUUUAGCCAUAGAUCCACCCUUAUUCGACAACAAACAGUUCACACUGGAGAAAGGCGUUAUCAGUGCACGCAGUGUAGGAAAUCUUUUAGAAGAAAAUUUUACCUUAUUGUACACUGGAGAGUUCACACUGGAAAAUGGCCUUAUGAAUGCAGUGAAUGUGGGAAAUCUUUUACCAAUAGCUCAGUACUCUUUCUCCACCGGAGAGUACAUACAGGACAGAGGCCUUUUCAGUGCAGUAAAUGUGGGAAAUCUUUUAGCAAUACUUCAAUACUCAUUCUACAUCGGAGAGUACAUACAGGAAAAAGGCCUUAUGAGUGCAGUGAAUGUUGGAAAUCUUUUAGCCACCCAUCUUACCUCACUCAACACCAGAGAAUACAUAGUGUAAAAAGGUCUUAUAUGUGUAAUGAAUGUGGGAAAUCUUUUAUCUCUCGCCCUGGCCUCCGUUAUCAUCAGAGAGUUCACAAUGGAUCAAGGCCUUAUGAGUGUAGUGAAUGUGGAAAGUGUUUUACCUCUCGCCCUGGCCUCCGUUAUCAUCAGAGAGUUCAUGCUGGGAAAAGACCUUAUGAGUGCAGUGAAUGUGGAAAGUGUUUUAUCUCUAGCUCCCAACUCCAUUAUCAUCAGAGAGUUCACACUGGAGAAAGACCUUAUCAGUGUAGUGAAUGUGGUGAAUGUUUCAUCUCUAGCUCCAAACUCCAUUAUCAUCAGAUAGUUCACACUGGAGAAAGGCCUUAUCAGUGCAGCGAAUGUGGAAAAUCUUUUUCAUCUGGUUCCAACCUUAGUAAUCACCAGAGAGUUCACACAGGAGAAAGGCCUUAUGAGUGUGGUGAAUGUGGGAAAUCAUUUAUCCAAAGAUACCACCUUGUUAUACACCAGAGAGUUCACACAGGAGAGAGGCCUUAUGAGUGCAGUGAAUGUGGGAAAUCUUUUUCAUCUGGUUCCAACCUCAGUAAUCACCAGAGAGUUCACACAGGAGAAAGACCUUAUGAGUGCAAUGAAUGUGGGAAAUCCUUUAUCCAAAGAUAUCACCUUCUUAUACACCAGCGAGUUCACACAGGAGAAAGGCCUUAUGAGUGCAGUGAAUGUGGGAAAUCUUUCACCACUAGGAGGACUCUCCGUUAUCAUCAGGAAGUUCACACUGGAGAAAGGCCUUUUGAGUGCAGUGAAUGUGGGAAAUCUUUUACCUCUAGUUCUACCCUCCGUGAUCAUCAAAGAGUUCACACAAGCAAAAGGCCAUAUGUAUGCACUGAAUGUGGGAAAUCUUUUAGAGGAAAUUCUUACCUUAUUGAACACUGGAGAGUUCACACUGGAGAAAAGCCUUAUACAUGUAGUGUAUGUGGGAAAUCUUUUUCGUCUAGCUCUGGCCUUCGUUAUCAUCAGAGUGUUCACACCGGGUCAAGGCCUUAUGAGUGUAGUGAAUGUGGGAAGUCUUUUCCCAAGAGCUCAGCACUCAUUCAGCAUCAGAGAGUUCACACAGGAGAAAGGCCUUAUGAGUGUGGUGAAUGUGGGAAAUCCUUUAGGCAAAUCUCUGCGCUCCGUCAACAUCAGAGAAUUCACACUGGAGAAAGGCCUUAUGAGUGCAGUGAAUGUGGGAAAUCUUUUACCCAAAGCUCUGCACUCCGUCAACAUCAGAGACUUCACACUGGAUCAAAGUCUUAUGAGUGAUGCCACUGUGGGAAACUCUUUAGCUAAAGCUCUGUGUUCCUUCAAUAUUAAUAGUUCACAUUGCAUCAAGGUUUUAUGAGUGCAGUGAAUGUAGGAGAUCCUUUACCCAAAGAAUUGCCCUUAUUGUACACUGGUGAACUCACAAAGGAGAAAAACUUUAUUAGUGCAGUGAAUGUGCAAAAUCCUCUACCUCUAGCUCCGCCCUGCAUUAUCAUCACAAACUUACAGAAGGCCUUGUGAGUGCAGUAAAUGUGAGAAGUCUUACCUCUAGCUCUGCCCUCUAUUGUCAUCAGAAUUUUCACACAGGAGAAAAGCCUUUUGAAUGCAGUGAAUUUGGGAAAUCCUUUAGGGAUAGUUCCCAGUUGAAUCAAUACCAGAGAAUUCACACUGGAGAAAAGCCUUAUGAGUGUAGUCAUUGUGGGAAAUCUUUUACCUCUAGUUCCACCCUCCAAUGUUUUCAGAGAAUUCACAAGAGAAAGGCCUUAUGAGUCCAGGGAAUGUGAGAAUUCCUUCGUCCAAAGGAUUUACGUCAUUAGACAUCAUACUGUUCGCAUUGGAAAAAGGCCUUAGAUGUACAAGGGAAUGUGCAAUUUCUUUGUUCAAUGUAAUCAUACUAGAAGAAACCUUGAGGAGCCAUCUGUCUGGAUUCGAUCUCUUACAUCCACUUGUCCACAGUGGGGUGAUUCCACAUAGUUUCAGUUAUGUGGGAAGCAUGUGUAGCUAUGUUGCACUUUAUAACUUGCUCAGGGCUCUUUCAAGAUUUAUGUCAGUGCCAUUUUCUAUUGUUGAAGCCAUUUCAUCUCUACCACCUGGCAGGUCCACUCAGUGUGCAUCAGUCACCACCCCACUGUGCUCAGGGAAGCUGACCUCUGUUCUCUCGUGUAUUGAAGUAAUUCAGGAGUAGCCUGAGCCCUUAGGGGUCUGUAUUCUGUUCUUUCUAACUAGUUUGGGCAAGGACCUGAGCCAGUGUUGAUCCAGACAAUAUCAAAUGACUUUGGCUGGCAACUUGCAGAGGACAACUGUUUUCAGAAAUGUGUUGUUCUCACAUUGAUGAAUUUUUCCAGCUUCCAAGUCCCUAAGCCAAAGUGUGCUGCACGUUGCUUUGGUUUGUAUAAUAUGAAUGCCUUGCUCAUUAAGUCCUUUUUCAUUUAGGGUGUUCUGCUUACUGUGUGGGGUAUUUUAUAAACAGGUUUGGGCUCCAAAAGUGUGAAGGGUGCACAAUUUUUAUAGUGGUCUCAAACUGUCUGUGCCUCAAGAGUAUGUAGUAUAAUGGCAAAAAAGAACUCGCCAGUUUGGGCAAAAUUUGCAUUGCUGCCAACAAACCAGGAGCCAUUACAGGGCUUUGUGGUCAUCAUUGGAAGCCUGGAUGCUAUGAGUUUUAGGAGAUUCAGAUCAUCCUGAGGAAGAAUCAGAUGUGACAAUCUCACGUUCUUCUUGGAGCAGCAUGAAUGUUUUCCACUAUUCACUGGGGAUUUCAGCAUUGUUGACUUUCUUCCCCAGGUCCUGCAAAGAACCAUGUCCCCUGAUGUCCCCAAUUCCAUGGGUGGCAGUCAGUGGUUGUAAGACCACUGGGGUCAGGGGAAACCAUAAGUGCUACUGAAAUUACACUGGAUUAGUAGGGAUUUGAGGAGACUGCAGCCAACUAGAUGGAAUGUGCCUCCUCCAAAAGUGCAUCCAGAAAUGUUUCUGUAACAGUGACUGUGCAGGCUUAGUUUGUACACAAAUCUCAGGACCUCCAGGUUUGUUUAUCUUGUGUAGCUGCAGUCAUUAUCAGAGAAAAUAAUCAAAAGAUCUUGGAGAUUCCUGUAGUCUCUGAGUGAUGUUCACCUCAAGGCCAUUGCUGCACAGACAGGAAAAGAAAGAGAAUUGUAGUCCAGAGAUGUGACCUAGCUGGCAUUCCUGUGGACUCCAAUGGAAAUAUCCUUUGUUACUAGCCAGUAUUUGCUGCCACUGAGGCAAGAGUGACUCCCAGAGAACAUGAGAAGAAAGAUGAUGGAGUGAAUAUAGGAUUGCCAAGCCUGUUUUCCAAAAAGAACAGGCAAUAAAGAAUUUUUUAUCUUGAACCAUUUUAAAAGUUUUAUUAAGGUAUAGUUUACAUGUAAUGAAUUGCACGUACUUAAUGUAUAGUAUUUAAUAAGUUUUGACAUACAUAUGAACCUGUGAUAACAUCAUCACAGUCAUGGUAAUGACCAUAUCUGUCACUGUGUAUUUGCUUCAUAUCCUUCAGUCUCUUUCCCUGUCCUUCACUGCCCUCCAAAUAACCAUUGAUUUACUUUCGCUUGAUAUAGGUACCUUUGCAUUUUCUGGAAUGUGUGUCAUUGGAAUCAUUAAAUCUUUACAUUUUUUUUUCUGAUUUCUUUUAUGUUGCAUAAUUACUUUGAGAUUCAUCAAUAAUAUAAGUAGCUCAACUUUCUUUGUCUUCUUUUUGCUAUCUUUGGAUAUACAACUAUUAGUUUAUCCAUUCAUCUCUUAAUGGACAUUUAGAUUGUUACCAGUGUUUUGACUGUUGUAAAUAAAGCCUGUACAAGCGUGAACAAUACUUUAUAUGGAUAUAUGUUUCGUUUGUCUUUUGUCAAUAACUUAGGGUGUAAUGUUUGACACUCAGAAUAUAGGUGUUAACUUUUGAAGAAACUAACAAAUUGUGAUCUAAAAUGAUUGUACCUUUUUUCAUUCUUACCAGCAGGGUAUGAGAGUUCCAUUUCUCCACAUUGUAGCAAAUACGUGGCUUGGCUUAUUUUUAAUUUAGCGCUUUUAAUUGGUUUUGUAGUGCUGUCUCACUUUGUUUUAAUUGCAUUUCCCUAAGGAUUCCUGAUGAGCAGUUUUUCAGAUGUUUAUUCGCUAUCUGUAUGUCUUUGGUAAAAUAUCUGCUCGUAACUUUUCUAUUCUUUUGUAAACUUUGGCUAUUUUCCUUUUCUUUCACAAACAGGAUAAUGAAGCAAGAAAGAUGUAUAUUGGAAUUUCACUCAUUCUUGAAUACAUGAGUGACUUCUUUGCUUAGUGGGUUAAUUGUUUUCAAUACUGAAAGAAUAUAUCUUAAUUUUUUUCAAA
Molecule: messenger RNA, 5426 nt
Organism: Equus caballus (horse)
Lineage: Eukaryota; Metazoa; Chordata; Mammalia; Perissodactyla; Equidae
Product: zinc finger protein 850
Biological process (GO): regulation of gene expression
Cellular component (GO): nucleus
Source: RefSeq, a predicted model, not a curated record